This is a messenger RNA of Scomber japonicus (chub mackerel), 712 nucleotides long. RefSeq lists its product as uncharacterized. The transcript has 3 exons. The record is from RefSeq and is a predicted model, not a curated record. The coding region runs from base 13 to 642 and encodes 209 amino acids. NCBI's taxonomy places the organism in Eukaryota, Metazoa, Chordata, Actinopteri, Scombriformes, Scombridae.
CAGGCUUUGGAAAUGAUGCAGUUACUGGGUGUGGACAGAGUUGCCAUCUAUAAGAGCAACUGCAGCCCUGAAACACAGCGUGUACUGGACUACUACACAAAAAAAGGUUUAGUAGAAGUGAUUCCUUGGACGAUCUCCAAACAUCUGAAUGUAUCUCACAGCUGGCAGCCUGCGCGUUCUCCAGGUGACAUCCAGUAUUAUGGCCAGAUCCCCGCUCUCACCGACUGUCUAUACAGAUACAUGUACCAGUCCAAAUACGUGUCUCUGCAGGAUAUAGACGAGCUCAUACUGCCCCAGUCUGUCGACAGCUGGUCGGACUUGCUGCCACAGCUGGAGAAGAAAUAUGGUGUCGACAAGUGCUACAUGUUUCAGAAUAACUUGUUCCCCACCAACUUCAUGCUGCCUCUUCCAGCCUCCCAAAAGCAGCAGAUAGAAAGCCCCGGCUGGAAGUGUGUGCCUGGGGUGAACAUCCUGGCUCACCUCCACCAAAGACGCGUCACAAGAGAGAAUGAACAUUUCAACUUCAAGGUUAUCACUAACCCCCGAGCUGUCUUCCGAACCUCCGUGCACGAUGUGCUGGAUUCAGAGAACGGCUGCACCUGGGUUGACAGGGAUAUAGCUCGGAUGUACCACACAAGGUAGACUGCUGGUCUUGUACUUCUAAUGAAAUCAUAUGUGCAACUAACAACUAUUUUAAUGAUUGAUUAAUCUA